GCGGGUGAGGUGGCAUGGAGGUGGAGGACAUCUUAGCCGAGCUCGAGGCCUACGACAAGAAGGAGGCUCAAGCUGCCUCCCAUGCCCCCGGCCGCCAUGACGGCUCUCCUGGAGCUCUGCAGGAGGCUCUGCACAAGGUUCGCAACGGGGCAGCGACGUUAGACUUGUCGCACUGGAGCAUCCGACUAGGAGCAGCAGGUUGCGAAGCGCUUGCUGACUGCCUCGCUCGCCCGCAGCUUCAGCUCACUACGCUGCUGCUGCGCUGCUGCGACAUCAACGGCAGGGGCGCGACCGCCAUCGCUGACUCCCUCAAGAAGAAUGAGAGCGUGACGAAGCUUGACCUCAACAGCAACCAAAUCGGCGAUGCUGGAGCAACGGCGAUCGCUGACAUGCUGCAAACCAACGUGAAGCUACGCUGGUUGGACAUCGAAGGAAAUGGCAUUGGGGCCAACGGAGGAACGGCGCUGGCUGACGCCCUCAGAAUCAAUCGCGGUCUUGUCUCGCUCCACGCAUCGGAAAACUCCAUCGCUGAUGCUGGGGCUGCAAACUUGGCGAGAGCUCUGCAAGUGAACAACAAGUUGGAGAUUCUUUGGCUGGACAGCAACAACAUCUCCUUGAAGAGCGGAGAAGCUCUUGUGGCAGCUCUCAAGAGCAACAGCACGCUCAAGACUGUCCACCUCGCUACUCCUCGUCCAGGCAGCAAGCUCCUGACGUGAACCUGUGUGGACCUCAGCCUCGCUAGCCUCGCAAGUUGAACCCAAUUCCCACUUUUCUUGCAGGACAUGUCACCAGGCCACUUUCGUCGACUAGGGAAGAGCCUGGAAGGCUGAGAGUGUAUGUUGUUAAGUUUAUUGUUUUCUACUUGUAAGAGUUCACAAAAGAUCGAUAAGGC
This is a messenger RNA of Guillardia theta CCMP2712, 892 nucleotides long. RefSeq lists its product as hypothetical. The coding region runs from base 15 to 716 and encodes 233 amino acids. The record is from RefSeq and is a predicted model, not a curated record. Gene Ontology annotation, molecular function: small GTPase binding; GTPase activator activity. Lineage: Eukaryota; Cryptophyceae; Pyrenomonadales; Geminigeraceae. Gene Ontology annotation, biological process: nucleocytoplasmic transport; activation of GTPase activity. Gene Ontology annotation, cellular component: nucleus; perinuclear region of cytoplasm; cytosol. The transcript has a single exon.